Messenger RNA from Indicator indicator, 1860 nucleotides. RefSeq names its product kelch like family member 40 (gene KLHL40). Lineage: Eukaryota; Metazoa; Chordata; Aves; Piciformes; Indicatoridae. The record is from RefSeq and is a predicted model, not a curated record. Gene Ontology annotation, molecular function: protein binding. The transcript has 6 exons. Gene Ontology annotation, cellular component: I band; A band. Gene Ontology annotation, biological process: negative regulation of proteasomal ubiquitin-dependent protein catabolic process; skeletal muscle fiber development; negative regulation of protein ubiquitination. Bases 1 to 1860 code for a protein of 619 amino acids.
AUGGGGUUGCCUUUUGAUCAGGUGGAAGAAUUACGGCUCUACCAGCAAACUCUCCUCCAGGAUGGACUCAAAGACAUGUUGGACCACAAUAAGUUUCUGGACUGUGUCUUAAAAGUCAAGGGGAAGGAGUUUCCCUGCCACCGGCUGGUGCUGGCAGCUUGCAGCCCGUAUUUUCGAGCGAUGUUCCUCUCAGACAUGGAAGAGAGCAAGAAGAGGGAGAUCAGUCUGGAAGACGUUGACCCGGAUGUCAUGGGCAAGAUUCUUCAUUACAUCUACACCUCUGAGCUGGAGAUCACUGAGCAGAACGUGCAGGACAUCUUCUCCGUGGCCAACAUGUUCCAGAUCCCCUCCAUCUUCACCGUCUGCGUGUCCUUCCUGCAGAAGCGGCUCUGCCUCAGCAACUGCUUGGCCAUCUUCAGGCUGGGCUUGAUGCUGGACUGCGCCCGGCUGGCCGUGGCCGCUCGCGACUUCAUCUGUGACCGCUUCGUGCUGGUCUCUCGGGACCAGGAGUUCUACCAGCUCUCCCCCGACGAGCUCAUCGCCGUCAUCUCCAGCGACUCCCUCAACAUCGAGAAAGAGGAGAGCGUCUUCGAAGUGGUGAUGAAGUGGGUGGAGAGCAAGGACCGGGAGAGCCGGCGGAAGGCCUUGCCUGUCAUCUUCGAGAGCAUCCGCUUCCGCCUCAUGCCCGGCGACUACAUCAAGGACCACGUGGAGAAGCACGCCCUCGUCAAGUCCAGCCCAGAGCUGCUCAAGAAACUGCAGAUGGUGAAAGACGCCCAGAAGGGCAAAUUCACUGUGGUGAAGAAGAAGAAAGUGAAGAAAAGUGAUGAAAAGCAAGAGAAAGAGAGUGUCGUCAACGGAGCAGUAGACGAGAAGGAAGAUGCAGAGGAGGAUGCUCUGCCAGGGAUCCUGAACGACACAAUGCGCUUUGGGAUGUUCCUCCAGGACCUUAUUUUCAUGGUGAGCGACAGUGGAGCAGUGGCCUACGACCCCACUGCCAACGAGUGCUACUUUGCCUCCCUGUCUGCUCAGAUCCCAAAGAACCACGUCAGUCUGGUGACCAAAGAGAAUCAGAUCUUCAUUGUUGGAGGACUGUACUACAAUGAGGACAGCAAAGAGGAUCCCAUGAGUUCCUACUUCCUACAGUACGACCAUCUGGACUCAGACUGGCUGGGGAUGCCGCCCCUGCCCUCCCCUCGCUGUCUCUUUGGCCUGGGAGAGGCAGAAAAUUCCAUUUUUGUGGUCGGAGGGAAAGAACUGAAAGAGGGGGAGAAGACCUUGGACUCAGUCCUGUGCUACGACCGGCUGUCCUUCAAGUGGGGUGAAGCAGAUCCCCUUCCCUACGCAGUCUAUGGCCAUGCAGUGGUAUCACACAAGGACCUUGUCUAUGUCAUUGGUGGCAAAGGAAGUGACAAGAAGUGUCUGAAGAACAUGUGUGUCUACAACCCAGCCAAGUUUGAGUGGAAGGAGCUGGCCCCCAUGAAAGCUGCCCGCUCCUUGUUCGGAGCCACAGUGCACAAGGACAAGAUCUUCGUGGCCGCCGGUGUGACUGACUCUGGCUUGACCAACGCAGUGGAGGUCUACGACAUUGCCACCAACAAGUGGGACAGCUUCACUGAGUUCCCGCAGGAGCGCAGCUCAGUCAGCCUGGUGAGCUUGGCUGGGGUGCUCUACCUGCUUGGAGGGUUCGCCACGGUGGAGACUGAGUCAGGAGAGCUGGUACCAACAGAGCUGAACGACAUCUGGAGGUAUGAUGAAGAGCAGCAGAAGUGGGAGGGGGUGCUCCGGGAGAUCCAGUACGCCUCCGGUGCCACGUUCCUGCCCGUGCGCCUCAACGUGCUGCGCCUGACAAAGAUGUAG